Molecule: messenger RNA, 2151 nt
Organism: Fusarium keratoplasticum
Lineage: Eukaryota; Fungi; Ascomycota; Sordariomycetes; Hypocreales; Nectriaceae
Product: Zn(2)-C6 fungal-type domain-containing protein
Exons: 6
Coding region: 1-2151 (716 amino acids)
Biological process (GO): DNA-templated transcription; positive regulation of transcription from RNA polymerase II promoter by galactose
Cellular component (GO): nucleus
Molecular function (GO): DNA-binding transcription factor activity, RNA polymerase II-specific; RNA polymerase II cis-regulatory region sequence-specific DNA binding; zinc ion binding
Source: RefSeq, a predicted model, not a curated record
AUGACCAGGACCAGCACUACCUCAAAGGCAAGCGGCGGAUCCUCGGCGGCUCCCGCCCGGCGUUCGGCAGCCGGCCGGCCUUGUAAGGCGAGGUCGCUCGCCUGUCGAGAGUGUCGCGACCGCAAGAUUCGCUGCGACGGAGCGCGUCCUGUGUGCGACUCUUGUUGCAGGCGAGGACUCGGCGCUGAUCAGUGUGUGUACCCCGAGAUUGAGCACGAAGGCUCCAUUGCCUCGUCGCGGAGCUAUAUUCGCGCCCUUCAGAAGAGGGUCCAGGAACUUGAGGAGAAGGAGAAGCAUCUUGAGCUCGCUGUCCAGGGCCGAGAUGCCUUUGCCGCAACUACGCCCUCACACGAUGACGCCUGGAGGAAGCAAUCCAGCUCCCCCGGCGCAGUCUCCGAGCAGCCUGCACGACCUGUAAAGCCUCUGGAUCAUGUCCUCCCACCAAUCCAUGGCGACUCUAGCUAUCCCCUCUCUGGCUUCCCAGCCGGAGUCGGCUCUCUUCCCAUGGCCCAGGAACCUGCCGGCUACUACUCCCACCCUCACCACAUGGGCGCCAGCCCUCCAUUGACCGAUGAUCUUGAAGAAGGCUCGCAUGCCAAGGCUUCCUCCUUUGGCUCCUACUCUUCCAACGUCAAGGCGGCUCUCAUGCUCGAAAAGAUCUCCCUCCCGCCAGCGGACCUCAUGGACGAGUUGCUUGCCGAGUACUUUGACGUCGAUUGGAUCACUCUACCUGCUGUUCAUCGUCCGACCUUUUACCAACGCUAUCAUCGACUCAUCGCCGUCGCCAAUUCACGCUACCGUCGUGAUAUUCCUCUAGAGGAGGCAACAGAACUCGCCGCGACCUACUCUCUUCUCCUCGGCAUGCUCGCCAUUGGUCAACUCACAAAGUCGCCCGCGGAAUCAACCACAUCGCAAGCCUCGAACGCGUACGAGUUCCAUCAGCAAGCGAAGCCUCUCCUCCUUAUCGACUUGCUAUCCGUGGCAUCUCUCCCUGUUGUGCAGGCUCUGAUUAUCCACGCGCGGUUCCUUCGACGGAUGGGCAUGGGUCAGGAGAGUUGGAUGUUGACGGGCAUGGCGCAUCGGCUGGCAGAAGGCAUGAUGCUUCAUGUGGAGUUUCCAGGAAAGUCUCAGGCUGAGCUAGAGGAGCGUAGGAGGACGUGGUGUGCUUGUGCACUGUUUCUAAGGACGCAAAACUCUCCUGGAAACCAAACAACCGCAAACUUUGGAACCUUUCCUCAAGAAAUCGACGACGAAUACCUAGAGACUGUCCCGCACAACCCUCAACGAGAGCAGCCUUCCAACGUCCCAUCAAGGAUAUCUUUCUUCACUCAGGUGUUGAAGCUCUUCGACACAGUCCUGCAGCCAGUCCAGGAUGCCUACUUCAACCAAAGAGGAACUAGCAAGCAGUCUAUUUCGGAAAUUCUUGGAACGGCCCUGAAUCUCGAUUGUGUGCUCGAGGAGUGGCAAGCUGCUCUCCCUGAGCAUCUUCGCCUCAAGUUCCCCUGCACACAAACCGAGGCUCUUUUCCGCCGCCAAGCUACUCUUCUCCGCAUGAGAUAUUUGGAAACAAAGGCUCUUAUUUCUCGAGCAGCAAUCAUGAAGCUCGUCAGUAGCCAUGCCAGCCAACCAGCGUCUAUGGUGGCCAGAUCCAUGCUCAGUGGACUCUUUGAGUCGUGCUAUGCUGCGAGCGUUGAGUUGGAGGACAUCAUGAACCGAGAGAGGAGACUGGUUACCUUUGACGGACCCCCUGAGAGCCAUGCUGUAAUCUCUCUUUGCAUAAUAGGCAUGACUCUCACUAUGCUCUCCAAGCACCCUCUCUUCAGAGACAUUGUCACAAACCCGAACCCAAUCAACGACGAGGUCAGACGAUGUCUCGUAACAGCCAGACAGUACAUGACUUCCCAUCACUCCCUGGCCGAGAAGUUCAUUCACGCCUUAGAGACGGCUCUGCAGCCUCCGUCAAGGGGUGCAUCCUCACCAGGCGUCUUGGACCCAGCACUCGAGUCAAAGUCUGUUGGACCCGUUCUAUCCAACUUGACCGAAAACCCCGGGGCUGUGGAGUUGGAGGUGCUUGAGGCCUGGUAUAACAGAGAGCAGGGGUUGGCAUUAGGAUGUGGGAUGCCCGUGAGCGAGAUUGUCUCUCUGUGGUAA